UCAAGGAAACGGGGGCGGAGGAAGGCGGAGAGGGAGGAGCUUAAAAGAGAAGGGCGGCCGCCUGAGGUAGACUUCCUUCCGGUUUCUCCUCCCACCGACACCCCUCCCCUGUCCCAUGCGCGUGACGCUUAGGAAACACGCCCGUUAGCGGCGGAGAGCCAAUAGGAGCGCGCCGAGCUCUUUGGCGGGUAAGUGGCGCAGCGUCGACCGUUUUGAGGAGGGGGAGAGAUGACAGCACUUUGGAAAAAAAGGGGUGGUUAAAAGGGGCAACUUUCUUUUGUGCUGGUUUAGUGAGUUUUGGCGAUUACUUUGUGCUCGUUUGUAGGGGAAAGGGAAAAGGGUAGGCUUCCUGUUCCCUCCAUGUAUGGCUGUGUAUGUGGAGUGUUUGGACGGGGAAUUUAGGCACAGGAUAGUUACUGAUCGUUAUGUCCAUAUAGGAUCAGGGGCAACGAAUGUCUUGAGUGCCACUCGCUGGGGAGCAAUAGCGAGAGAAGGCGCUUUCCCUCAUGCCCUGAGAGCCCCAUGAAUGUCCCGUUGGUAUUGUGGAAAACCAGGGGGUGGACUAGAUAUGUGUUUGGUCUAGCAAAUUGUUUAUGGAAUUUACUGCCACAAGAUAUGGUUGCGGUCCUUGGCUUUAAAAUGAAAGUAGUUUUUUUAAAAGGAUAAAAAAUAAACAAUGGGCAAUGCGUCAGGAACAGUACACUUUUGAAUACUAAAUCCUCAGCCCAGAUAGCAGGGUAAGCUGUUGCAAGGCACGGGAGCUGUGGAUAUUCCAUAGAAAUGGGCUGCUGGCCGACAAGAUGGAUUUAAGGUCUUAUCAGGGCUCUUAUCCUCUCAAGCUGUCCAUACUGUAUCAGAAUAUAGUUUGACAGACUAAGCAAACUUUACUGCAAUAAGUUAGUCUAUCCUGAAUAAAAAUGUUUGCUUCUUGUUCAUUUAAUGGAGCUGAACUGUAAUAGUUUAAUGCACAAGGCACCCAUUACGACCUACACAGAAAUUAAUUCCACAGUUUCAUAUUAGAAGGCAAUAGUGUAGCCUUUUUUCACAGUGUUCCAGGAGUUAGUAUACUCUUUUCAAAUAGUUUUACUUUCUCCCUUCUGGUGUUGUGUAUGGUUCACACAGUCUGGCCUUGUGGGCUCCAAAAUCCAUUUUGGGGCCGCAUCUGUAUUAUGCUAACCAAAAUAUCCCCAAAUAGUGUGCAAGUUCUCCAUAACCCUUCAUCAGAGUAGGUGGUAAAAUCCUCAAUGGUGGGAGGAGUGAGAGAGAAAAGGAUUGGUGGGUCAAGCCAUUCAUGUUUGUAGCUAAUAAGAGUACUAAGAUGAAGUGUGGGAAGAGGUGACAGAUUGCAAAUGAUUCUCUUAGUUGAUAUGGAGGUUUUAGGUUGCACCAAGGUCUCCUAGGAAGGAGAAACACCUAAUGGCUGAUUUUCCCCUCUCUGGAAAUACAGCAGCCAGUUAUUCCUCAGUUUUGUCUCCAUGCUUAGGUAAAGCACACAAGUCAAUAGUUGUUUUGAACCCCUUUGAUAUUUUCUUUGUGAAUUAGUUGUAUAUAAAUAUUUUUAUAAAAUAGAGAGCCAGACUAUAAAGAAACUAGGCAGUCCUUGUCAAAACAGGUAGAGAUUAAUUUUAGAUGGUGUGCUAGUUAAGCAAAAGUCAGCAGAAUAUCAAAAAAAUUAAAACAAAUCGGCAUAAUAUAUACAUUCAGAUACAGUAUUUCCCUUUCCUACUACCCUUCACCCACAGGAGGACCCAUUAUCAUCCACACAGUAUGCAGAAGACAGGCACAACAGAUAACAUCAAACCUUGAUGGGCAACCAAGAACCUAUUUUCCAGCAGGAACAAGGUGGCUUCCACCUAUAUGGGGUUUUUACUUGUAGUAAAUGCCACUUGGUCAAUGAAUACCCCCCCCCCAGUUUAGCUAAAGUGUUUCCUUUAAAUCUUGGUUGCCCAAAUGAAAGGGCUCCCUAAUCCUCCAGUGAAAGUGCCAGAGAACCACUUGCAAUAUAAUGAUUUAUGAAGUUUGACCAGUUAUACCACUGCUGUUGUAAUAAGGGCUUUGAUUGGUUGGCUGAACCAGGUGAGGGUAGCUAAUGGGUCUUAAACCCUGAGUAAGUUAGGAACUUGUCUAUCACCUGCAUGUGAAGACAAGUUCCUGUGGAUUGAGCAGACAAGACCAAUAGCGGGUCCAACAGUCAAGAAGGCGGUUUCACAGUUGCAUACCUUGAAAAUACAAUUUUCUCUAACUUUAAUAUAGAUAUUACCAGUAAUAUAGGAUCAAGUCAUUGCUAUGGUAUUAUGUUAUAAAACAAGAGUCUGUAAUAAACAACUAUUUUCCUGUGUUCCUGAUAGCAGUUCUCUAAAUAUUUUAAAAGCAGAAUCUUUUCCAUUACAGCAUUGUAUUGAAAAGAAAUGUUUUAUUGUGUUAUCAGAAUCAUGUCUGAGCAGAGAUUUUAUCAGCUAAGCUGAUUAUCCUGUGUUCCAAAACACAAAAUGCAACCCCUGAAAUACCGCCCCUGGAAUUUGGAAUUCAUAGAUUCCCCUGUUAGAGUGGACCACCUUCAAAUAAGGUUAGUUGUCCAGACUCUUUUACCUAUUAUUCCUAUAUUUUUAAGUUAUUGAUUACAUACAAAAAUAGGUUAUAAAGUAUAUAAAGUUUCUAGAUUAUAAAGUAUAUAAAGGUUAUAAUGUAUAAAGCAUGUUAAUAUAAGGUUAUAUGAAUAAUAAAAGAAUCAUAAACAUUAUUUAAUAAUUCCCUAAUAUUUUCAUUCUCUUGAAAAUCCUAUAGGUGAAAACUUUAGUGGCAAAUCUGUUUGUUUGUUUUUAAAGAUAUUUAUUAAAGUUUUACAAAAAGAAAAAAACAGUUACAGAGUAAAAAAGAGGAAAAAGGAAAAAUACAAAGAGUACAAAAAUACAUAGAAAAAAAUAUAUACAAACUACAGAAAGAAUAAAUAGAAAAUAGUUAAAAACAAAUCAAUCUUUUCAUAUCUUAGAUUUCAUUUACUUAUUUCCCCGACCUCCUCACACCUCCCUUUUUUGUAUUCCCGUUCACAUGGUUAAUCCAGCAAAUCCUUACCCUCUUUGUUUUUAUCUUAAUUCUAUAUCUCAGCAUAUUAUAACUUUGUAUUUUCAUCCGUUAUCAAUCCAUUUUUACAUAUUCUUAUUAACCUUGUUGCUAAGGCCGCUUGAUUUCAAUCCGACAUCGUUUUAACAUUCAUUAAUUUUACAAUGUUUCUGCAAAUAGUCUUUAAAUUUCUUCCAAUCUUCUUCCACCGACUCUUCUCCCUGGUCUCGGAUUCUGCCAGUCAUUUCCGCCAGUUCCAUAUAGUCCAUCACUUUCAUCUGCCAUUUUUCCAGGGUGGGUAAAUCUUGUGUCUUCCAAUACUUUGCGAUGAGUAUUCUUGCUGCUGUUGUAGCGUACAUAAAGAAAGUUCUAUCCUUCUUUGGCACCAAUUGGCCGACCAUGCCCAGGAGAAAGGCCUCUGGUUUCUUCAGAAAGGUAUAUUUAAAUACCUUUUUCAUUUCAUUAUAGAUCAUCUCCCAGAAAGCCUUAAUCCUUGGGCACGUCCACCAAAGGUGAAAGAAUGUACCUUCAUUCUCUUUACAUUUCCAACAUUUAUUAUCAGACAAAUGAUAAAUUUUUGCAAGCUUGACUGGUGUCAUGUACCACCUGUAUAUCAUUUUCAUAAUAUUCUCUCUUAAGGCAUUACAUGCCGUGAAUUUCAUACCUGUGGUCCACAACUGUUCCCAGUCAGCAAACAUUAUGUCAUGUCCAACAUCUUGUGCCCAUUUAAUCAUAGCAGAUUUAACCGUUUCAUCCUGCGUAUUCCAUUUCAACAGCAAGUUAUACAUUCUUGAUAGUAUCUUAGUUUUGGGAUCUAACAGUUCUGUUUCCAAUUUUGAUUUUUCCACCUGGAAGCCAAUUUUUUUAUCCAUAUUGUAAGCCUCCCUUAUUUGAUAAUAAUGAAGCCAGUCUCGCACUUUAUCUUUUAAUUUCUCAAAACUCUGCAAUUUCAAUUUGUCACCUUCUUGUUCCAAAAUCUCCCAAUAUUUCGGCCAUUUGGCUUCCAUAUUGAGUUUUUUCUGAGCCUUCGCUUCCAUCGGUGAUAACCACCUUGGGGUUUUAUUUUCAAAUAAAUCUUUGUAUCUUAUCCAGACGUUAAACAAUGCUUUCCUGACAAUAUGGUUUUUAAAUGCUUUGUGUGCUUUAACCUUGUCAUACCACAAAUAUGCAUGCCACCCAAAAACAUUGUUAAAACCUUCUAAAUCCAAAAUGUCUGUGUUCUCAAGAAGCAGCCAUUCUUUCAGCCAGCAAAAUGCUGCUGAUUCAUAAUAGAGUUUAAGAUCUGGCAGGGCAAAUCCACCUCUUUCCUUUACAUCAGUUAAUAUUUUAAAUUUUAUUCUGGGCUUCUUGCCCUGCCAGAUAAAUCUAGAAAUAUCUUUCUGCCACUUCUUGAAACAAUCCAUUUUGUCCAAAAUUUGCAACGAUUGGAACAAAAAUAACAUUCUUGGCAAUACAUUCAUCUUUAUAACAGCAAUUUGACCAAGCAAGGAAAGCUUCAGGUUUGACCAAAUUUCUAGAUCCUUUUUCACUUCUGACCAACAUUUCUCAUAGUUGUCUUUAAAUAAAUUUAAGUUCUUUGCGGUCAUGUUCACCCCCAGGUAUUUAACUUUCUUGACCAAUGUUAACCCUGUCUCCUUCUGAAACCUCUCUUUCUCAAUCGGUGUUAAAUUUUUCUCAAGAACCUUAGUUUUUAACUUAUUCAACUUAAAUCCUGCCACUUGACCAAAUUGUUGAAUCAGAUCCAAUACUCUUUUAGUACUAGAUUCUGGCUCCUGUAGUGUCAAUACUAGGUCAUCUGCAAAAGCUUUCAAUUUGUACUGUUUGGCUCCGACCUGUAUACCUUUAAUCAGAUGGUCCCUUCUAAUCAUAUUUAGCAAAACCUCCAGAACCGAAAUAAAGAGCAAUGGGGAAAUUGGGCAGCCUUGUCGUGUCCCUUUCUCUAUCUUAAAUUCCUCUGUCACCGCAUUAUUAACUAUUAGUUUAGCCUUUUGUUUAGUGGCAAAUCUGUUCCUUCAGUCAAGAUAGUCAUCCUUUCCCAUGAAAAGGUCAGCCUACCACUAUUUCUUCUGGCAACCAAUCUCAUCUUUGUCCUGGAAUGCAAGCAGUUAACUUCUUUCUGUUCUUGGAGGUAUCUAUUUGGAGGCAGUAAAACACAAAACUGACUUUGUUGUUCUUGUCUGUCCCUGUUUUGAGAGACUUAUGAGAAAAUAAGGUUUGACGUAGAUAAGGUUCAUCAUAGAGUUUUUCUCACAUCCACUUGAGCCAGCAAGGUUAUCACUAUUUAUUAACUGGGCUUGAUGGGGGAUGUGACAGUUCCCACAUCCUUAAACCUUUGUAUUUUCACAGACUAAAGAACUAGAUGAAAUAUGUUUUCCACUUAUCCUUCUGUUUCUGUUGUUUCCUAUUCAUUCCAAUCUUUUUCAUAUCUUUCCCUUUACCUGCUAAGCUCUUCUAUCUUUGGUGUUCACUAUUAUACUUCCCUCACAAUGGUGAUAAAAAGUUGGAUUCAAAUUGACUGCUGUUAUACAAGUGCUCUACCUUUUGUUUAAGGCAGGGAUUAGAAACUUGUCUUCUAGAGGUUGCCGAACUGCAUUGGCUAAGAUGACUGGAUCUGAUGGAGGAUGGAAUCCAGUAACAGCUGUGGCUACUCCCCUGCAAUGUCACUUCUGGAGGGGAAAAACAUGUUCAUAGGGGUGAGGUGGCUCGGUUUUCUGAUGACACCAAAUUAUUUAGGGUGAUAAAACAAAAAAGGAUAUUGAAGAGUUCCCAAAAGAUAUCUCCAAACUGGGGAAUGGGCAUUAAAAUUUGAAAUGUGAAAGUGAAAGCAAGUAAAGUGAUGCAUGUUAGGACAAAUAUACACUGUUGGGUUCAAAAAUAGCAGUAACUGAUAGCUCAGUGAAAACAUUGGCCCACUGUGUGGCAGCUAUGAAAAGGACAAUUUCCAUGUGGGGAAUUGAUAGGAAAGGAAUAAAAAAAAACCUGCUAAUAGAUUACUUUUAUUAAAAUAUAUGGUGAGAUUGCUCUCGGAAUACAGUAUACCAUUCUGGUCACUGCACCUCAAAGAAGAUAUUGUACAGCUAUACACUAUAUAUAAGGGCAAUCAAAGUGAUCAAAGGAUACAGCAACUCCCUUAUGAGGAAAGAUAACAUCAUUGGGGACUUUUUAUGUUAGAAAAAAGUGAUAUAUGCACAUGGUGUGGAGAAAGUAGGAUAGGGAGAAGUCUUUAUCCUGUUCUGUACCUGCAUUAUAGCAGAAGCUGAAUGGUGGAAGAGUCAGGGCAGACAAAAGGAAGAAUUCACCAGGGCAUAAACUAUGGAAUUAGCUCUCGCAGUAUGAUGGAACCCAGUUUGGUUGGCUUGAAAGGCAGAUUCAUGGAGGAUAAAGCUAAAGCUAUUGUUGGCUACAAGCCAAGAUGACCGUGCUCUACCACCACUGUUGGAAGCAGUAUGCCUUUGAAUACCAGUUGAUAGGAAUCACAAGUGGAGAGUACUGUUGCAUUUAGGCCCUGACUGGACACUGUGAUAACAGGAUACUGGACUAGAUUAACCUUUGAGUCUGAUCCACCUGGGUUCAUAUUUUUUUUGUCUUUUACUAUCUGCUCUUUUGCUUAUUCUCCCCAUUUUUUUGUCCCAAAUUGCUUCCUCGUUUCACUCUGAUUCUUUUAUUUUCCUUACACCUUUUAUUCUAUCUCUUUCCUAUGCAUAAUCUGUUCACAUCUUCCCUUUCCUAAUAUAUACACAAGGCUAAUUCAUCAGCCAUGCUCAGUAGGUGGAAAGACAGUUGGAUCUAUAUGCCACAUUCAUAUUCUUGUAGUUUUCUUUCAGCAAAUUGGUUUCUUAACCUAGAGUUAUGUAUUUAUGCAUUGCACUCUGAUUUUCUGACUAUGCAGAACUGUUCUCUAUUAAUCUAGUCAUAAGACUGUUAAUCAUACAAAGUUCUCAAAGCUUUAGUGGAUUUAAGGCUACUUUAUUAUCCCUUUGUCCUCAAUAAUGCCUAAUUGCUGCCACUAAUACAUGCGUAGUAGGAUCUAUGUAGGUCAUUAUUGAAUUCCUCCCCUAGCUGAAAAAGUCAAGCUGCACAGACCUUAUAAGUUGCAAGCUUUCUCACUCAGCAAGAGGAACAGCCCCCUGGUGAACAGCCCUUGUCAGAUACUUCCAGUCCAGUUAAGAAUUCAGAAAAUAAAGAUGGGAAAUGUGUAGGAAGAACCGCUAUUUCUUUUAAUGCAUCUAACUUUUUGGUAUUAAACUGCAAAAUCAAAUAUGUACCACAAUUUCUACCCUCUUCAUCACUCCAUACACUUUUCCUGCCUAACUCUUAGAUAGCAAAUCUGCUUUGUUGUUAAGGUGCAACAAGUCUCCUUAUUGUCUGAUGUUAUAGCAGCCUAGCACAGCUACUAUUCCUAGUUUGUGGUUAGUAGUAAUUGAAUGGUAGUACUUUUGACUGUUUUCAUGACUGCAAGUACAUGUUAUGGUUGGCCUCUUAUCACCAACAUCACCAUCACAGUCAUUCUUUUUGGAAGUAAACCUAAAGGCAAAGCAAUCCAUUUGUUUUAGAAACUUGUGUGCUUUGUAGAGUCACAGCUAAUGCUUCUUUGAUCAAAAUGCAUAGUUCAAUGUAGAUAGAACCAUAAUCAGACAUUAGCAACUGCAUUUUCUUUGCUUUCAUUCACUCAUGACAGUGAAUUUACAGAUGACAUGAAAUAUGGAAAUAGUGUUUCAAGGUUGCUAAAUAUUUUCUUUAAAAAUAAAUGUCACAUUGUGGUGGCCAAUGGCUUUAAACAACAAAGUUUCAUUCACAUUGAUUUGCAUUGCAAAAUGAUCCUCAUUUUUACAUUGUGUUUCAAAUUAAUUAAGCCAGUGUGGUGUAGUGGUUAAGAGCGGUAGUCUCGUAAUCUGGGGAACCGGGUUCGCGUCUCCGCUCCUCCACAUGCAGCUGCUGGGUGACCUUGGGCUAGUCACACUUCUCUGAAGUCUCUCAGCCUCACUCACCUCACAGAGUGUUUGUUGUGGGGGAGGAAGGGAAAGGAGAAUGUUAGCCGCUUUGAGACUCCUUAAAGGGAGUGAAAGGCGGGAUAUCAAAUCCAAACUCUUCUUAAUUAUUGGGAAAAUUUAUUUUGGUUUUAAGUGCAAGAAGCCUCAUACAGUUCAAGGCAGGUAGAAAUAACAUUUUUAAAAACCAUAAUGUAGCCAACCGAGUCAUACUCCAAGUAGACCAAUUGAAAUUAAAGAACUUGACUACAUUCCAUUGAUAAAAAUGGAACUACUCUUGAGUAUGCCUCAGUUGUAUGCAACCCAUUCAUUCAACAACAGUGUUUCUACCGUUCAUAUCCUGUGUAAAUUCAUUGCUGAGAUUUGACAGGUAAUAUGUUUAUACAGUAUACCACUGUCAUCUCAAGUAUUCACUCAAAAUUUCAAACUAAGUAAGAUCUAAAGACUGUGAAGAUGGAAUGGGGGAAAUGAUACUCCCAGAUCUGCAUUUCAUAUAUGUUUCUUUUGAUAGCUUCAAAUAUAAACAAGUAGCCAAUCUUUUGUUUGAAAAGAAAACAAGCACAAGCCAUGCCUGCUUUUCCAGCGGGUCACAGCAGGAUUGCACAACGCAUUGAGUGCAUGCCAGGGAUGAAACUAAUUAAGGGAAAACACUGGAGAGAAUGAAACUAGUCAUUGUGCAAUAACUGACGUUGUAUUCCUGAUUGUUACUAAUAGUGUAAUUUUGUCAGCAAGGAAGAUGGCAACUAUAAAUUGAUGAAAAGUUUUGGACAGUGGGGUACAAAGCAUUUUGUGACCGGCCUGUAGUCCUUGCCUAAAUUCCGCCUCUUGUGAUAAGCUUAAUUGAGGUAACAUUGCAGGUUGCUUGACCCUCAUUGCUGAUCUCGGACUACAUCUCUGUUUUCCUGUAUCCAGAAGGAAUGAACUCAAGCAUUUGUUGCUUUCCUUUUAGCAGAGGCUAGGCGCUACAUAAAAUGCAUGGAGCAGUUAGCACUCUUUCUAAUCCUGUCAUACCAUCAACAAUUAAAAUCUUAAAACUAGGCAUUAUAAUAAAAACUAAUCAAGCUAGCAUAAUGUUUAUGUUACACACAUUUCCCCCCACAGACUUGCAAACAUUUGGUCAGAAGCUCUGCCUGUCUUGGGUUGAUACAUGGUCUUGGAGCCACGUCAUUCACUUCUGAAUGUUCACCGCAGCCACAGAAUCAGAAGAAGAGGUCCCUUCAUUGUUAUGGGGACUGGAUCCUAUCUUUUCAGCUUUUGCAAGACUGUACAUUAAAGACGUACAAGAAAUGAAAGAAUCAAAACAGGUUCCAGGUGAGUUAUGAGAUUGCUAUGAUAUGUAUAACAUCACUGGUUUUAAUGAAAAGCCUAGCAUUACUGUGCUAUGGACUGACAAUCUGGCUCCAGAUAAAAACUUUUCUCUCCCUUCUGUGCCUGAAAGAAGCUCUGAGGAUAGAUAAAACAGCAAAAGAAAAUGAGAUAAUCUGUAUAUUCCAAGUUCCUCAAGUUGCUUGAGUUUCCUGGCCUUGAUCUGCCACCUUACCUUGCCCAGCAGGAAAGGGAAUAGAAUGGUGGAUGCAGUGUGUAUCACCAUCAAGAGGAGUGUCCCUUCUCUUAUGGAUAUGCUUGAAUCUGCCUCCACCCCAUCCCAUGUAGCGUGAAGCCAUUGGAUUGGGGAAAGAAGAGGGGAGAAAUUCAGUCCCUGGAAUUAUCAGUAUGUCAUUGGGAGGGAGUGACCCAUCAGGCUUAUCUCUCAAAGUGGCUAUACUAGUACAACUAGCUGCAGACAGGAGGGAGAGGUCGUGAUAAAGGCGCUGAGGGAGUGUCAGAAGGAUCCCAACAGCCUGGAUGAGCUUGCAGCUGGUGACACGGAGCUGCGCCUCAGUCUAUAUCCCUAGUAACAUAACCAUACUCCCACUGUACUUCAACCAGUGCUCUUUUUCCACUACUUGUCAGCUCAUCUCUCACAUGAUCAUUACCAGGGCAGCUUGACCAGACAAACUGCCCUGGCUGGAAACAGCUAUAAUUUUUUACCAUUAUUUUUGCUUAGUCUGAUCCAAUUUAAGACUCAUCAACUAUUCCUUUAUGCAAGAAUGUAAGAUUUUCAUGAAUAGUAAAAAGCAACUAAAAGAUCAGUCCCAAGCUACCUUGAAAGAGAUAAAUAGGCAAUAUUUGUUAAACAGAACUGGAAAUCAAGACAGAGCAUAUUGCUUCCAAAAAUGCUUAAGGGAAAAGGUGUGGUGAAUUGUGAUAUGCAGAAACCAAAGAAUUUAACAAAAGGCUGUUUAGAAAAUGUCUUUUCUUUUAAAAGAUGUUGAAUUAAAAGCCAUGGCUGAACAUUCCUCAGCAUGUUCCUUACAGACCUUACCUACCCUCAUUUAUUAAAACUGACAUUUCUUGUUUGCUUGGCAAACUCCAGUUUCCCUUAGUAAACUCUUCAUCUGUUUCACCCUUUGGUAGUUAAAAUCUCCAUGCUGGUUCCUGAGACUCCUACAGCACCAUUUCUCAGCCUACUAGUUGCAAAGUCUGAGAAAGUGGGGCAUGGCCUUUUUAAAUAAACUGAAAAUAAUUACUGGUACUGCCUUUAAUCAUUAACUGGCAUGAUGAAUACCUCUUACAACUUGUUGCUUUGUUGACAUAUUAUAAUGUUGUAUUGACACUUUUGGCCAAAUGUCAGAAUGCCACUCCCACCUAGUGGGGGGCAAAUUUGUCACACACCCCUUUCCUAAGAAGCCUUGAGUGGUUUUUCCUGAAAGAGGCGUUAGGGAAGGUGCAUGGGGCUUUCUAGCCCUAUAGCAAACAGGUGGGCAUUAGAAUUUAUAAGCCAGGCAUCACCUCAGUCUAUUCUUCUUUACUUCGCUGAAAUAAGACUGUAUGUACCUUAUGUAUCAAUGAUGAUCUCCUCCUUUCAUAGGUAUAUUCUUUUACAACAGGCAUCCAGUAAGGCAGGUGGAUAUUCUUGGAACUGUGGUUCUGAUCAAAGAACGAGAUGCCUGUUAUACUUAUGGAGGUAAGAAAUUCUUAUUCCUGCUAGCUCUUAAAUUUCUCCAUUCUCAUUAGCCUUUACUGCCUUCUUAAAUUAGGUUUGCUUUUAUAUAUGGUGUAGCAACAACAACAACCAGCUGGAGGUUUCUGAUCAGUCUGCAAGGGAAAACCCCAUGCAACCCACUCUGGAAGAGACCAAGGUAUAUAGGGUUGAGGGAAGGUCUGAUUGCUUCAGUAAAUGGCAAAACAGGGGAGCCAGAUGAGAGUUGGCAGAAAGUAUCCCUGGCCACUGCUGCAUCCUGUAAGACACUUUAGGAAUGGCCCAAGCUGUGAAACUGUUCCUUCAGGGGGAAUGUUCACUUUCAUUGACAACUUCCACAGCCUUGACUGGGGCAGAUGGUGGUAAUGAGAGAGAGCGAUGGGGUUCCAAGAGCAUACUAACAAUGACAUAGCCUUUUGAAUGUCCCAGCGCAGAGAGUGAGAUGCUAGGUGCAUAAUUUUCUGUUCCUGGGAAGAAAUGCUUGUGUGGUUCUUAGCAUGGUUACCUUGUACAGUUCUUUGGUACAAAGACAGAGGCUAUGCUUUCCUCAGCCACCCCUCCCUUCACUGCCAACUCUUUCCAAGUUCACACCAGUGAACUUAGGAGAAGGACUACCCUCCUUGCGUCCAUGGUUGUCUUUCUCCUCAUGUUCAAACUGUUCCCAGUUUCAUUCUUCGGCAUCUUGCCAAGCUGCCCCUCCCUGACCUUCUCUCAGCUGCACUCAGGCUGACUCGCCCAAAAUAAAUCGUAACUUCCAUUUGCAUUUUCCAGUUCAAAAGCAAGGCUCUGCCAGCUGGGGAUCUAAUUGGCUAGUAUUGCAUCAGCUGGAUCACGUGCUUGAGUUUAGAGAGGCAUGAUGCACUCCUUUUUGAGAAGCAAAGCUGCAUAAAGGAAAAAAUGUGGAUUGUUGUCUUGUUUCUGCACUGAAAAACGGGAAUUUGUUUACACUUACAUACUUAAAAGGGGCUGCUUGUUUUAAACUCUCUUAAGCUCUCUUAAGUAAGGCCAGUGGUCCCUCAGACUGAGUAUCCUGUUGCUGAAAGGACUUAAAGGGAAAAUGACAAGAAUGUAGGUCAAUAAUGCUAGAAGUCUCCCAAAUGUGGCAGAGGGGCUUGGAUAGAAAUUAUGAAUGACCAGCUCCUUGUGAAUAUCUGGUACCAAAAGUUGACAACUCACUGUGAGAGUAUCUAAGGCCUUUUCUGCCUUCAUUCAUCCUCCCUUUGUGAUCUCAGUUCAAGCUGCAGCUAAUACAAGAAGUUGUUCUGUCCCUGGUCAACAGUGUAUGUAUCAAAUAGCAAGCAUUAUUGCCCUUAUAUUAAUUUCAGGAGACAAAUGUUAGAUGUUUCAGGAAAGGUCAUUUACAUAGCAUAUGCAUUUGUGCAGAUGAUGGUAUAGAAAGGGUUGGGAGUGAGGAAGGCACUGUUAAAAAUAAAAACCUGCCUCUUUAUAUAUCAUUAAGAUAGAUUGCCAAUAGCGUUAAUCCAGCAUAGAGAAGGUAGCCUGUCCAGCCUCUACAACAGUAGUCCAUGGAACAGUCAUUUUCCUCUUUCCUUCACACCCCCAUAACCCAGCUUAGUCGCAGAAAGUGUGUCUGUCUGUCUUUGACCCUCAUCUCCAUCUUUUCACUAUCCAGACUAUUCCCUCAACACCACUAGGAAAAAAAUUGCUGUAGGGGAGAAUUUCAGAAAAUGAGUUAUUCUGUGUUUUUGACUUUUGACUAGUUUGUCAGUCACAUUUAGUCUGUUGAUUUGCUGCAGCAGGAAAUUGGCACAGGUAAAAUGGAUGAGAGAGCUUUGAGAAAGAUUUUGCUUCUCUGGUACAAACAAAAAGGCUGUUGCUAAGCAAAAAUGUUUGUGGUGUGUGUUCUAUAAACUCCCACCAAACUGAUUAAAAUUGCUAUCCUACUAUCUAGUGGAUGACGGCACAGGAGUUAUAAGCUGCACCUGCUGGAAAAACCCUUUGGCACAGCAGAGAUCUUUGUCAGGUAACUUUCCACUUCGUAUCUGCUUUCCUUUUAGCUUUUUCAGAAUAUGUAUUAAUAUAUAUUCUAUACUUUAUUAGUGAGGGUUAUUUUCAGGUGUUUGCACCAUUUCCCUGUUCAUUUUUAUAUUGUUUUACUGUGACUUGAUAAAAGAGCAGUGCUGAGGUCCAUUCAUUCAUAACAGAUGGGUCUGUUGUUUCAGUUCAGGACACUUGGCUUGAAGAGCCUUCUUACUGUAGUUCCCAAUGCAACUUUUCCAUUUUGUUUAAAGUGAUGUUUUCCAAUUAGAGCUAAAUGAUCUGAGAUCUGUUAGCUUGUUGAAUUCAAGAUAGCCUCUUAACAUUUUGCAUAUAUUUUGAUUUGCAGAGAUACUAUUCUUUUCUCUUACACAUCUUAUAUCCUAUUCUGAACAGUUGAUUUUAAAAAUGUGAAUGUCUCAUGUUUCCCAUGUUUCAGUGCAGAUGACUUUUUCUUCUUACCCACAGAUACCUGCCACAUAACAUAGCCAAACUUCUGUUCCUUCCUCUUUGCUUCCCACCUCCCUAUUUCAGUGGGUUGAAGAGUAAACAGGCCACACACACAAAAAACAAUUUUUUUAAAAAAAUGUACUAGCAUAUAAUCACCUAGAGACUUCAUCUUGGGAAUCUGCUGUUUUUAACUCAGUUGCUGGCCUUUGCUUGUUUUAUUCUUGGUUCACUCCCUACUGUCAAUUAUACAGUCAUUACUACUGCAUAAUUAAAAAUAUGCAGUAGUAUAUUGCUUUCAAGGUGCAGAGAAUAAUGUUAAAUAAAUGUUCCAGGCCUUUCGUGGUCUAUUGAUGCUCUAAAAGUAGCUGGAGAAAAGCUUUAUUAAUAAUACAGUUGAGGUCAGAUUGUCAACACUAAAUCCAAAUGAUAGCUAAGAACCCUGAAACUUGAAGCUCUGCUCAGUUCUUGAUGCACCUUAAAGACAGACAAGCUCAUUAUGGCAUAAUUAAAUAAUUUUUAAGGUGCCACAAGACUCUUAGUUGUGUUUGAUGUCACAGUUUGACAUGGCUAUCUGUCUGGAAAAAGCUACUCAGUUAUGCCAGGAAAAACUUAUAAUAUUUAAUGAAGAAGUCACCUUCUUUUCUGUAUUGGCUUAGCUCUAAAAUAUAAGAAGAAUUCAAGUCCUGGAAAGGAACACAGAAUAUUUAGUAGCCUGCUUUUUUUUGAGAAUGUGUUCACAGCAGACAACUUUUCCAGAUGGCUGCAAUUAAAGUUUAUGCUGCCCUGGAUCAAAAACUUAUUGGUGAGCCAAUAAACUUGGAAGUUCUGUCAAAGUGCAUUUGUAUCUUGGCAGGCUCAAAGAGGCAGCUUUUGUUUUACUUCUAAUGAUAUUAAGUUUCCUUUUUAUUAAGAGUGAGGUUUGCUGGUGAGGUUUGCUUUUUAUUUUGAACUUGGGUUUACUUUUUUGUUCAAUUUUGAACUUCAGAAGAUUAGCAUUGUUUGUCUGUUGUAGGCUAAGCCACAGUCUGGUGGCACUUUAAGAAUUAUUAGGUGUUUUGUAGCAUGAGCAAAGUUAUAUUCAUCAGGUGCAUUAAAUGUUUAAGGACAGUAUUGGAUAUUACAUAUACAUGGUAAUAUUACAUAUACACUUAUUAUUCAUAUUACAUACCGGUAUAUGCAUUUGGUAGAAAUACUCCAGUUUUGGAACACACCAUCACAACAAACUUAACACACGUUUGUUCUUUUAAAAGAGGUUAACAUUUCAGGAAGCAAGUCUGACAAAAAUACUGCUUUCUACUUUUAUUUAAAUAAUGAAUAUAUAUAUAUUAAUCAUGUCUCAUUCUGUUGAGUCACAGUCUUAGUCAAGAGGAGCUUUCCCCAGCCUGGUGCCUUCCAGGUAUUGUUGGACUACAACUCCCAUCAGCCCCAGUCAGCAUGGCCAGAAUUAAGGAAUCAUUGAAGUUGUAGCCCCAACAACAUUUAGAGGGCCCCAGGUUUGGGAAGGCUGGUCAAGCAGAAUUUCAGUGUUUCCUUUUAUUUUUUCCCAUCUCUCCAACGCUGUGUUUUCUCCCAUUAAUUGUGCUGUUUAAUGUUAUAUCUACACAACUAAUUUUUUGGAAGAUGGCAGUUUCUAAGGGGAGAAGACAGUGUGUGUUGGCAGCUGUAAUGCUGCCUAUGAAGUGGUCUUUUAACAUACAUGGUAUAUUGGAUGACAUCCGUCAUGAUAUUUGGGAAAAUCUACUUUGCUUUUCCAUUCCAAAUGUAGUGAAUGUUUCUUUCCCCACAGAUUUUAGACCUCAUCCUAGUACCUCAAGUGGCCUGGAUCUAGCUGAACAAAUAAGAAAGCUCGAAGUAGCAGUUUGCCAAAAAACGAGACUGGAAAUUGGUGAUACUAUCAGAGUCCGUGGUUGCAUUCAGAUCUUCAGACAGCAGCGAGAAAUCAAGGCCUCCAUGUACUGUGAGUAGUUACUCAUUCAGCAGUAUGCAUUUUUAUCCUGACCUUUAAAACUCCCAUAAUUGUAACCUGUGUGACUUACAGUUUAUUUAAGCUGCGCCCAGGCUUUUUUCCUGUCGCAUCAAGGCCACUUUGUGUCUCUGAUUCAUACGCCUUGUUGAGAGCGGCUGUGUAUGACUCUGUGCAGCAUAUGGAUGUUGUGUUUUAUAAAGCUGGGCUUCUCAGCUUGCUAAAAGCCAUCCUCCAAACCUAGUUCCAGACACUCAAAUGCAGAAGUAGUGUGGCCUCUCCCUGUCCUUCUAUAGAACAACAAACCUGCCAAAUCCAGCUCCGAGGGUUUUCUGGCAGUUCCCCUCACUGUGAGAAGUGAAGUUUCAGGGAAGCAGGCAGAUUGCCUUCUCAGUAGUUGCCCCUGCCCUGUGGAACACCCUCCCAUCAGAUGUCAAAGAGAGAAACAAUCAUAUGGCUUUUCAUAGACAUCUGAAGGCAAGCAAUGUUUAAUGUUUUGUUGUGUUCCUUUAUAUUUUGUUGGAAGCCGCCCAGAGUGACUGGGGCAACCCAGGCAGAUGGGAUGGAUACAAGAAAUAAAUUAUUAUUAUUAUUAUUAUUAAUUAUUAACAUCAGAUAAAACAACCAUUAUCUUGGAAGGUGGGCUGUAAAUAACUAAUAAAUAAAUGAAACGCAGCUAGCGGCUCACGUUUGAAUCUGUUUGCCUUUUUUGUGCCUUCCUUAUUUCUUUUCAGAUAAAGUUGAUGAUCCUAUGUGUGAAGUUCUGAUUUCAAGAAUGCUGGAACUCCCCCAUCUAUACAGAGAUAUUUAUGAUCAGCCAUUCCAGUUGCAAGAAGAAGCACAAAGGUCAGUGAGAGCUCUAGAUAGGAGAUGCUGGUGAUUCAGGAGUGUAGGCUUUGCAUCAAGAAUAGGAUAUAAAACAGAGUUACUGGUUUUCUAUGAAAACUGAAUUUGUAUGGUGGGGCAAGUUCAAAGGCAGGAACAAAAAGAAGAUGGAAGGAUGAUAUGUCUAAAAUAGGUAGAGCCAUAGAAUGAGACAGCCAGAUUCAUGCACGGAAGAAUCCCCACUUAUGUGGGGGUUCCGUUGUAAGCUAACAUGUGCGUCACUGGGAUGCGCACAAGUGGGGCUUGCACCAUUCUGUCCCUGCCCACUUUCAGCACUGUUGUCAGUGUGUGCGUUAGCAGGAGUGCCCAUGCUAAUCGCACGCAAGUGGAGAGAUGGCUGUAGUAACCCUAGUGUCGCACCACAGCACAGGAUAGAUGCCACACAGUAAGAUCUAGUGCAAACGCCACUCCAAACCCUUGCACAGUGAUCAUGCAUACAUGUCAUCCAGAUCGUAAAGCUUUUUGUGGAUCAUAGAAGCCAGUUACAUUUCUGAUUUCUGUGAAAUUUCUCCUAAACCAGCUCAUAAGUCUGGGCUAUUGUAGGCUUGAUCUCGUAGUGACAGUGUGUUCAGCACUGCUGAAGAUUUAGUUGGGUGCCAUUUAAACUAGUUAAGUAUCUAGUUGUAGGAGGCCUUUUAAUUUGGUUAAUAUUUUCGCUCUCCAUUUUAAAUUUAUUUUCUGCUGAUAGCCAAGGUGCAGCGUACAUGUUGGGCUCCAUCACUGAACUGAGCAAAAAAAUAAGAGACUUCCUAUUGAAGAACAAGAUCCAGAGUUUCUAUCAGCAGGAGCUGGAAACUGUGGAGGCUUUAGUAUCCCUGGUCAAGGAGGAUGGACCAAGAACUGCUGAGCAGGUGAGUAAAGGUGGCUUUGUAGGGAGCUGACUGCAUUUGCGGGGUAGCUUAGGUCAAUCAAGAAUGUUUAAUGAUAAUAUUGAACUAAACACUGGACUGUGUAAUAGCUGCUACUUUGAGAAAACAAAACCUGCAGUUAAUGGCAUGGUAGCCUAACAGUAUGUUAGUUUGUGUACUGUUUUUGAUGGUAAUAAAAGUAAGACAGAUCAAAAUGAAAAAGCUAUAAAGCAAACUAAAGUUUGAGACUUGCCACUGCUAUUAACUUACUACUUUCAUAACUGUGUAGGUAGCUAUAAUGGAGCUUGGGAGGUCUCUUGAAGAUAAUGGAUCAGUUGAGUGACAGGACUGGAUGGUUCUGAACUUAAUCAAGGGUAAGAUAAAUGAGGCCCAACAUAUUAAAAAGGUUGGCCCUUCUGUAGAAAAUUAUAAAGAGCAUGCUGACAUCUGCUAUGUAUUACACUUUCUACUUGUUAGACAUUUCAGCCUGUUCAGAGCAAACUGGGUCUGGGUCUGGGUUUUUUUUUUAGGAGAUUCCAAGUCCCAAACUCUAAUUGGAAUCAGAGUUAUACAUAAAGCAAGUGCUUGUUUGAGAUUUGGACUGCUUUUCAAUAGCAAAACAUUUCUGUCUGUCUCUGUGCUUCUGGUUAAAUAGGAAUUUGUUUAUAAAAGAUUCUUAGCAUGCAGAGAAUAGGGUAAUAAGCCAGAUGCCCACCUGGUGCAAAUUUGCAUAACUUCAGUGCUUAUAAAGUUAUGUAUAGCUACAUUAGCUGAGAAUCUGGGCUGAAUAUAUAUAAUUUAAAAAUCCUUUCUUUAGCAUUACAAUUAAAACUGAAUGUCAGUAUGGAAAUCUGUCUUUAACUUCAGCCUUUGCCUUACUUUUUUCCGCUUGCAGUACAAUGGAAAUUGAGGCGAUUCCCCCCCCCCCCAAGCUUCCCUUUUGUGUCUAGCUAUGUAUUUAGUUAAGGAUGUGCUUUAAAUUCCCAGUUCUAUAGGAGGAUAUUUUAAUCCUUCCAAAACUGUACAGUAACAACAAACCUGCCUCCCAUUCAUAGUGGGUUCUGUGGCCUCCUUCCUGGUGGUUGCUUCCUGGCAACCGCUUGUUUUCAUAAAAGUAACGCUUGUCAUUGAAUUUUAAUAAAGCAAUAGGCCUGGAUUUGAACAAGAACCCUGCUGGUCUGUGGCAAAGGAAUAUAAUACAAAAAGUACCAAACAGCAGAGAAAGAAUUGGCUUCUCAAGCCAGCUGCCAUAAUAAGCAAUUCUGGUAAAAGCUGAAGGCUAUUCCAAGUUAUUCUGCUCAGUAGGCUCUGGGUUGCUAUGGUCACACAGGGCAAUUCCAUUGCUUCAACUGCAUCCAGUCCCCUUUGACUUGCCCCAACACAGUAUAUGAAGUAAUCAUAACAGUAUAAUCUCUUGAUAAUGUAUUGGACUAGUCCUGGGCUGAAAUCACAGUUCAGGUCAACCCUUACUGUGGGAUUUUAGUAAGUCACAUUUCUCAGCUUCAGCUGCCCAUUGGUAAAAUUGUGAAUAAUAUCCUCCCUCUUUCUCUGAGCACCCCCCAUAUAUUUACAUUUUUUAAAACUUUGUUUCUGUUUUUCCUUACCCCCUCCCCAGCCCACCAGGCAGAGCUACAUUUACUCUGGUAGAAAGUUGAUCCAAUCAGAUCUUAAAUUAGCCCUUUACAUAGAAUUUAAAAGCAAUAAGCAUGGGGAACUCAUUCAUCAUUUAGAAGGAUACUCCAUACCAGUUGCCUCAUUUGAAAAAAAUAAUUAUGUUGGUCUUGCACCUGAUAUAAUGAUUCCUGUGGCCAUCUUCCUCUUGGCUGAUUAUCUGAUUUGAGAGUCUUUCUUUAGAGCAGAGGCAAAAAACCUGUAGCUCAUCAAACAUUGCUGGCCUGCAGCUUUCAUUAUUCUUUAAUAUUAGACAUAUUGACUGGGACUGAUGGGAGUUGUAAUCCAUUCUCUGGAGAGUCACCCAUACCUCAGGGUAGUAUAGUUGCUUACACCUUUUAGCAUCUUUCUGACAAGUUUCUUUAUUGAUGUUUCUAUUGCAAAAUUACUGAUUAUUUUUUUUAUAGCACUAGAUAGUGUUACAUUUUUAUAUCUAUAUGAUUCUUCUAUAUGACCCAUGUCAAUCUAAUUAUGCAUCCAUUGCAGCUGUCAUAUUGAAUGUGUAAUUGGUCACGAACACCUAGCUGUGUGUGUGGUGUGAUGAGCAGAGCUGCUCCAUCUAUGUCUCCACCCUCCAAAUCCAUACCAAUUUGUGAACAUUUACCUUCAUUUUAUGUUUGUCUUCAACAUAGUGGUUGUGUGCUUCUUAGCUACAGAACAGAACUUCAGUGUAUUCAUAAAUAUUUAUCUGCACCCCCUGGGAUGCUGCAGGCUUGGAUGCUUGGAAAAAUAGCUCCAGCUUGAAGACGUUUUCAGUUCUGUCAUUUCCUGAAGUGUAUGUCUUUUUUAGUUCUGUCAUUUCCUGAAUAGAAGUGCAUAACCACUUUCUUACCAUAUUCUACGUGCAAUUUCCUGAGAUGAGCAGCAGUGGCAUUCUGCAGAGUUCUGUUAUGUAUUUCCAUUCGACUGGGUAUCAAAUUGCUAGCUGCAGCAUAUCUUCUGACUUUAUCAUCUGUAAUUUUGACCUUUUCAAAUCUGUAAUUUUGACCUUUCACUUUAUGUAUUCCCUAUUAUGUUUGUCAUUUCAAAGACCGCAUGGACACACACUUAGCAGGAAGUCUUUUCAUGCUUUUGCCCGUUAUCCUGUGCUCAGAUAUUUUUACAGUAAUUACAUUUUUUAUUACUAUUUUUCUUUUGUCAAUGGGACCCUGAAUUACCCCAAGCCUUAAGUUGGGGACCCUCUCAAACAAAAUACAUUUUAACCUGUGUUCCAGUAUAUAUGCACUUACCUUGAAUUUUAAAAAUUUAACUACAGAGUACUGUACAUUCUUCUGAGUAAACAAGCAUAGAAGCACACUAUUAGAUUGCCAGAUUAACAUAUUUCCCCCUCUACGUUUGUCAAGAGGCAUAAAGUGGUACAACACAAUGGUAGUGAAUAGAAUAAGGCUACAGAGGAAGAACCAAAUGAAAACUUUAAAUUCUGAUAAUCAUCAGGUCAGGUAAUAGUCUACAUAGUUUCUUCUUUGAAUUUCUGGAAUUGGUCUGUUUCUGUCCUCUAAAAACUUUAAGAUCAGUUCAUGUAGAGGCAGAACUUCUGUCUUUGCCUUAAUCUCUUGCAUCCUCUGAACUGCAUUUGUUGCUGAUAGUCUACCUCUUUCAGCCUCUUUGUUACUCCUUAGAUAAGCUUCAUGUACCUGAAAUAGACUAAGCUGGACUCCUGUUGAGUUUCAAAUCCAGCAGACUGCAGUCACACUAAUACAGCAGAAUUAUCCCUAUUUUUUGCAUGUCUACUUUCUUUAUAUAGUAUCAGCUGGGAGACAGCAUGCACUCUUGCAUGCUAGGACUAACUCACAUUAAAGCAGAUUUAUGGGGGGGGGGGGACAGGAAGAAAUGCUUCACAACUCCUGGCACUUUCCAGUAUGUCCCAGCAGUACCCAGCUUCAAAGCUAAGCACACUUAACCAACUAAUGAUUUGCUGCAAAAUUUCUCAUAUUUUCAACACAUAUAUCAAAAUGAUUUGACCAAAAUAUUUUGUAAGUAAUGUGUUGCACUUGUAUAACCUAUUGUGUUGACCCACUGCAUAGGCAAGGAGGGUAUUUGUUUUGUGUUUUGUUAACAUGGCAUUCUCUCUGGUUAAUACACAUUUGGAUUUCUGUAACUAUUUUUAAUUAGCCACCUUUUAAGAAAUGAAUUAAAAAUUCAGAGGUCAAAGUAGGUUUUGGUUUGGAAAGGAAAAACCAUUGAAUAAGCCUGAGUCAUUUUAUUCUCAAGAAAAGAUGAAUGAAGUGAAGGUUUGGCUUAACUGUAAUCUUAAAUGCAAUCUUCAAAUGUUUAGAAAAGCAAUUAUUCUAUACUGCCACAGAUGAGGAAGUGAGCUUUAAAUCACAGGAAAGCAGACUUUAGAAUAGAAUAGAGAAACUUCCUUGCUAAGCAAGCAGAUGGGCAUUGUAUUGAGUUGCUUUGGAGAAGCUGCAGAAUCCUGUUCAUAGAAAGAAUUAGAAGUGCUUGUCAACAAACAGGGGAAUAAACUGGUAUUUCUCUUACAGGCUGAUUGCUCAGGAGUUUCCAGGCUCAUCAACAUUAAUUUUGAAGAUUAGCAAUGCAUACCUGAGCUUUCAACUCUGCAUUCUGGCACUUAGUUGCACCAGAGGGGAAUUGAUGUAGUGUCAUAAAGCAAAUUGCAAUGAAGAGAAAUGGGUCUCCAAAGAUCCUGGACCAUUCUAGGGAAGGGAAAGAGCAGUGGUAAAGGUAGUAGAGCUUUGGAGAAUCUGAGGAGGAGUGACUGGGGACUGUUGGUAAUAAAUUUUAUGUAACACAUGCAUCAGGUUUUCCCUCAUGAUGGAACCCAUUGGCACUUAAUGAGUGCAUUACAUUUAUUGGCCUUAUGAACACGUUUAUGGUUAAGAAUUUCAAUGAUCCCUGAUCAAAAGCCACAGCCCACAAACGAUGUGAAGAGCAAAAGAUAGGAUCUGUGAACAAUCUGUGCUGAAAAGAAUUUAGAGCAGCAGCAGAUGCUUCUGUACAAGGUAGGAAAUGGGAAAGGUUCACAAGCCAUCCCUGUGCCUCUAAAGCAAAAUGCAGUAUUAGAGGAAACAAGUUGGACUCCUGCACCUAGGGAGGGGGAGGAGGUAUGUUGCAAAAUUUGGUCUUCCCAGCAAGUAACCUCAUCAUGCACUAUAGUUUGGUCCAAAAUAUCUUCCUGGAUUUUAUGCAGAGUACAAUAGAGGUGCACUUUAAAGAUGCAAAAAAAGGGGAAAAAAACACCUCUAUGGCCAUAGAUAGGCUUCCUUUGUUUUACAUUUUCUUUUGUAUAUGACCUAUCUGAAUUUCCUACACCCAUCCUUGCUGCAGGUUUACUUCUUGAUGCUUUUCCUCUGAUCAGAUUUCUUUGUAGAUCACUGCAUAUAACAAAGAAAGCACUCCACCAUUGUCUUCUGUGGCCAUACUAAAUAGAUUUAAACCUAGAUCUACCUGGAUCAAAUCUAACACUGAUCAAGUGUGUUGGAUUUAAUCUAGGGAGAUCUAGGUUUAAACCCAUUCAGCCAUAAAGCUUACAGGUGACACUGAGCUGCUUUUCUGUUUUGCGUAUCUUAUACUACAUCACAGGGUGAUCGCAAAGAGGGACGGCAGGGAUAUAGACUAUUCUGAGAUCUUUAGUUAAUUGUAAGUAAACCUAAAGGAGGGCAGACCCCCUAUUGCACAUGGUAUGUACAUAAGAUAUAUUUGGAGUCCAGAGGCACCCCCUCCCCAUAUCUGAAGCAGGAUACUCCAAACUCAACAUAUUGGUAGACUUAACAAAAUAGGAAAACUUAAUCUAUAGUCAUCUAAAUCAUAGUGCUUUGGGCUGAGGUACAAGCAAGCACAGAGUGCCAGUGCUGCCUGUAAGGCAAGGAGUAAGGUUAAUAAAACAUAGGUUUUUUUUAGUAGCUCAUUGCUUGUACUUUUCAAGCUGACAUCCAUUUCUUCUGCUUUUUCUGUCAGUUUUAAGAAGUUUGCCAUUAGCAAUUCUCUUUCAGGAGCUAUCCAAGCUGAGCCUCCUGUCAGCUCACGCAGAGUGUGUUCUUAAUUAGGCCUUAUCUUCAGACAGGAUUGAUGCUCUAGACCAAAGCAAGUAAUUAUCAGACUCUGCUCCUUCCACUUGCAGAUCCUUUAGUUCAUUUCCCUUUUCUUAUUAAAAAUGGAUCGGUGUGUCAUGAGGUAAUUACUUUGGCAGCAGCUCCUUUCAGUAGCGGAAAGUAAGGUUUGUUUCAGCCAUUUUAAUCUCAACAGUUUUCUGCUGCUGUUUGAAGGAAAGGACUUCUCUUUUAUUCCUUGUGCAGACCCAAAUAACCUAAAAGUGCAUUUGACUUCCAUGCUUCUUCUUUCCCCCUUAUCCAAAUAUGCCUCUCUUUUUUGUCUUUUUCCUCUUCAGACAGAUUCCAAAGAUGGUCCCUGCUCCAAACUGAUUAGAGACUCCUUCACGGAAGCAAUAAAGGUGUUGCAAAAAAAGGGAGUUCUUUUCCAGAAAUCAAAAAAUCCCCAGGAUAUGUAUUUUGUAAGUAUCUCUUUAUAUGAAUGGUGGUCUGUAGGCAAAGCAUGUCCUGUCACAUUUACAUAAGCUUAAUACAUGAAGCAUGCCACUAGCAUGCUAACUCUACAUACAAAUGGGGCACUGCCCCACCAAACUCAGUGUCCCCUCAGCCAGACCCACCUGUCAGCCUUCUUACUUUGACAUCCAGUCUGAGGAUGCUGCUGGCUGUCACCUUUCUGACUUUUUUAGUCUCAGAGUUGUCUUUAUAGAACUCAGCACGGAAAAGGAUGAGGACAAAUCUAUAAUUGAUUGGAUCUGCCUGUCAUUGGCUCUAGAUCUGCUCACUGUUGACCUUCCUGUAUACUACCUUACCAGUUCCAAUGGGCAUCAGCCACCACUUCAAAUGGGCUAGUGAUAGGUGUUUUAUGAUGGUCAGAUGCAGGCGGAAUGCUUCUUUACAUAAGAAUAUAAGAAGAGCCCUGCUGGAUCAGGCCAAAGGUCCAUCUAGUCCAGCAUCCUGUUCUCAUAGUGGCCAACCAGAUGCUUAUGGGAAGCACACAAUCAGGACCUGAGUGCAGCAGUGCUUUUCCCAUGUGUUUUCUGGAAGCUGAGAUUAAAUCCAGACACAGGGUGGAAUUGAAUGUUGUGCUCUUCCAAUCAUUCCACAUACACAAACCUUCUAGCUGAACAGAACAAUACCCCCUCCCACUGUGUGCUGUUCUGUGGGUUUUCCUGACACCCCCCCCAAGCCAGUUUCAGGGGGAGCCCUCUUGUAUAAGUGGAAGUUCUUGCACAGGGCUUCCACUGACAGGGCUUGUUAGGUGACUCCCACUCACAGACUAUCCAAUAGCCCUGAAAUGUUUCUUUCUGUUAUGAAAAUGCAGUGGUCUCUAAUUGUAGGCCAGGCUCUCAUCUUUGAUACAUAAAUGUACAUUGCUUUGAUUUUAAGAAUCACUCCUGCAUCCUCUAGGUGACUGAGCAAGAUAAAGAAUUGCACAAAGUGACCCUUGAAGUCCUCAGAGCUGAUUGUAAGAGGCCAAAAUGUAAGUAUGAACAGUUAGAUAACCACAAACACAGGCCUGUACAAGUAAGGAAUAAUUGUAUUUGAGUAAGAGAACUUAAUUUAAUAACAACAAAUUAUUAUUAUUACUACUGCAGUUUGGGCACUUUGGGGCCCAAAGGCUAACAGCAUACCAGUACAAUACAAUCAAUCAAUCAAUCAAUCAAUCAAUCAAACAAACAAACAGAAGAAAAUCACAACAUAGGACAAGGAGAAAGCCUUCCCACACUAGAGAAUUCAAGUGUGCUCUCACAAACCCCUGUAUUCCCUUAUGGGAAGAAACCUGAACAAAGAAGUACUAAAGGAGAUUAAUCCAGCUUGAAUAAUUAAGGGUCUCUCUUCACCACCACCAUCCCAUUCUAACUAUUCUGAAAUGUACCCAGUUAGAUAUGUAUUUGCAAAAUAACUGCCACAGGAAAGUGGAACUGACUACUGUUGGUUCCAGCACAGAACAGAUAACUUGUAAUGUUCUAAUCCCCCUUCCUGGUUUCUGUAAUGAAAUAAGAUUCAUGCUUUUGGUUCAUGCCAGUUCUCAUUCAGCAUAGUGAACCUUUUGGAAACAAUCUGCCAGUUUUGUGGAAAUACCUUCAGGUAUCGCACCUGCAGAAAGAAAUAUGGCAUUGGCGAUGGUGGUGGAGUGUUUCUGAGCCAGCACAUGGGCGAGUUAUCUCAAAGCUUUUAUCCAAAGUCUGCCACCUGCCCAUGGGGGCAGCUUCACUCUUGCUACUGAAAUCCAGUCUCCCAUCUAUAUGAAUAAUAGAACAAUUGCCCACCCAUUUACCAUUUCACUUCUGCUUUACAUCUGUAGAUGCUGAAAAGGGCUGCCAUCUCAAUUACAUCCUCAAUUGUAUUCAGCAGCGCUACAGCCCUUUUGUUUCCAAAGAUGUGAUCCAUUGCCUACUGGACUGGAUGGAGACCAACAGUGACGUGGUCACUACCAUGGAAGGAUACUAUACUGUCUUUUAAGACGAGAUGCAGUGGACUUCUAUUGCCAAACUGUAUACAGUGGACAUGAGUCGUAAGAAUACUUCAAUGCCAAAAACUUGGCUGGAAUUCCUAGAAGAUGCUGUAUCAUAAAAUUCCUAUUCAUUUAGUUUCUCUCCAUGUUUCAGAAGUGCUCAGUCUGCCUCUGGUAUUCCAGGUACUAAACACAGGGACCUCUUUAAACAGUUAGGUUGUGAAUGCCCUCUUGUGGCUAGAUGGAAGACAAAACAAACUUUGCAUUCAUACCUUAUAGUCUAAUAAACAGGAGCUGCCUAAAAAGGUGAGCAGUCUGAAUUCAAGGAAAUACUUGAGAAACAGGUAUCAGAAUAAAUUAACCAUACCCUUAUCUCCAAUAAUACACCCCCUUCCACACUCCUAGUCUGAUAUACAUAAUUUCUGGUACAUUGAUUUAGGUCAUCUCUUGAGAUACAACAAGUGCUGUGGAUUCUGAAUCCUUGUUUUAAUCAGAUUUGUUACUACUCCCAAUUUACUUUUAACCUGGAUUCCAUGAUUAUCUCAAUAAUUACUAAAGGCUAUUCAAUGCUUUAAUUUAGGGUGGUAUCUGCAGGAUGCCCUCCUGCAGAACACAGCAGUUGGUUGCAUAAGUCGUGGACGAGGUGAUCUUUUAACAAUCUGACAGUGCACUGGCAUUAAAAAUCAAAACAGUUUUUCCUUCCGUAAUAUUGAAAUGUGCACAUGCAUCCAUGCCUCUUGCAAACUGAGGCAGGUAUUAAAUAAUACUCAUUAGUAGAUGGAGUGACAAUCUUGUUUCCUCAAGACUGAAGGAGGGAAAAUUCCAGAGGGCACUUCUACUUCGAUUUGAGCACUAUUUCUGGAACUGUCACAGAGAUGAAUUAUACCUGACUGCAAUGAGUUACAGAAAUUAUAUAUACGUAUAUUAUAUCUUGGUUAUGCAUGUUAUAACUUUGUUUUAUAUUAUUCUAAAUCGCCAUAAAACUACUCAACGGUAAAGUAUUCCUUGGUCCCAGUAAGACUACAUUCAUUUUUAAAAUAAAGAUACUUUGUUGAAAACAGA
Messenger RNA from Podarcis lilfordi (Lilford's wall lizard), 26415 nucleotides. The record is from the annotation of a GenBank genome assembly. Lineage: Eukaryota; Metazoa; Chordata; Lepidosauria; Squamata; Lacertidae.